This is a messenger RNA of Bipolaris maydis ATCC 48331, 1893 nucleotides long. The record is from RefSeq and is a predicted model, not a curated record. NCBI's taxonomy places the organism in Eukaryota, Fungi, Ascomycota, Dothideomycetes, Pleosporales, Pleosporaceae.
AUGCUGCACCGAUCCCGAGCCUCUCCAGGGCCUCGGGCUGUUUGCCUGUAUGCGCACGCCUGCAGGAUCCCCCCAUCCACAUACCACGCCCUCGUCUUGCCAUGCAUUGUGCCGCUCGCCCGCCAGCAGCGCAGCUUCCAUGACUACUUCAUAACCCAUAUCCCCUCGAGCUCCCUGUCGCCGGACUCGCGAACCCAGCCCGCGCUCCACCACCGACUCCCUCGCGACAAGAGCACGCCCUACAAUGCCGACCAGACCAGCCGCUCGCCCGCUGCCGUCUUGGGCCCGCCGUCACGAGACAUGACGGUGGUGCGCAUACCGUUGAAGAGUGCCAAACAUCACUUUGGCGUGUCAUUGUCCCGAGGGGCACGGCCAUACAAUGAGGAUGCAUUCCAAGCCGGCACCAUCGACCUCCCCGCAUUCGCGAAGCGGCGGCCCAUUUCCCUGACUAGAAAAGGGCAGGGUGGAGACGAUGGCCAAGUGAGACCAGAAGUAGGCGCAAGUGGCGAUCCUCAGGUCUUCUAUUUUGGUGUCUUUGACGGGCAUGGCGGUGCCGAAUGCUCAGGGUUCCUCAGGGAGCAGCUGCACGACUACUUGGAAAAGGCGACACAACAAUUUGAGCUGAAAAGCAGUCUCCUACCAACAGCGGGGUCCAAAUCAACUGAGAGUGCCAUGGCUGGCGUGCCGCCGGUCAAGCAAUCGGACAGCAUACGCAAGGCAGAGGAGCUGGAACGACAGCUAGUCAAGCAGUGGAAAGAGCUGGUGGGCGGGUACUUUCGACGCUUCAAACCAGAGCACUUUUCCAUGUCGGCAGGUGGACAAGGCCAUGCUGCUGAAAAGGAAGUUGUGCAGAAGGGCCAGACAAGAUGGUCGGGCAUAUCAGACAGGGUUGAAGAGGGCAUUGGGAUUGAGACUGUGCUCGAGUAUGCGUUUCUCAAGGCCGACUAUGACUUUGUUGCGGCACAGGUGGGCAAAAAAGAGGAGGAUGCGGUUCGAGCGGACAAGGCGCUGAACGACGAUGACAUUCUCGGCCAGCCAUCGCGCACGACGAGCAGACAGAUUGGGGGAGAAAACCGAUUCAAGGGCGGCAGCACAUGCAGUGUGGCACUCAUUUCUACCCCGACGGCAUCGCCAUUCUGGCACCCAUCUUCGCCAUCAUCACUGAUUACAGCGCACGUGGGGGACACGAGGAUACUUUUGUGCAACACGGCGACUGGACUGGCCGUGCCGUUGACGUCCAACCACCAUCCAUCGCUGCCAGAAGAAGCGACUCGACUCCGACGGUUCGCGGCGUCGUUUGUCACCGACUCGUUCGGGGAAGAACGCAUGUCUGGGCUGGCGAACACGCGGUCGUUUGGCGACAUGGCGUCGAAGCGGGUUGGGGUGUCUGCAGAGCCAGAGAUACGGCGGAUCGAGCUGUCGCCAGCCGAAUAUUCAUUCCUCGUUCUGUGCUCAGACGGGGUGUCAGGACACCUUUCAGACCAAGAGAUUGUGGACAUUGUCAAGGAGGCAAAGACGCCGGAGCAGGCAGCGCGGGACAUGGUUAGCUUUGCGGUGGAGACGUCGACGGGCAGCGAAGGAGCGGACAAUGCGACGGGGCUAGUGGUGCGACUGGGAGGAUGGGAGCGGCGGGGGGAAGGAGGACUAGGCAGCUUGGGCACCAAGGAGAUGCGGGACUGGAGGAGGCAGGAAGCAGAGAACCCAAGAGCCAUGGGACGGAUGUAAAAGCGUCUCAUCUUUUUUUUUGCCUUUUUUUCUUUUCUUGCCUGGGGUGGAGGGCAGGGUGCAUUAUCAGGCGCAUUUUCUUCUUCUUCGUCUUUUUUUUUUGCUUUGUAGCAGAGUAGACGGUGGUGUUGCAGCUGUAGAAGGUUGAUAGACAUCACGUGCACGUCU